This is a messenger RNA of Numida meleagris (helmeted guineafowl), 10113 nucleotides long. It is a transcript of the gene PCGF3, whose product is annotated as polycomb group ring finger 3. Gene Ontology annotation, biological process: regulation of transcription by RNA polymerase II. Lineage: Eukaryota; Metazoa; Chordata; Aves; Galliformes; Numididae. Bases 2380 to 3108 code for a protein of 242 amino acids. Gene Ontology annotation, cellular component: PRC1 complex. The transcript has 11 exons. The record is from RefSeq and is a predicted model, not a curated record.
UGUAAUCUAUAAAAAGGUGUUCUAAACAAAAGUUUAAUUAACUAAAGUUCAUUGCAAUCAUAUGCUUCAAUAAUUGGCAUGAAAGACUAGUACAUGUGCAGACUUACACAGUAAACCAUGUAUUCAAACUAGUAAGUCCAUCUGAUUUAAAAAAAUCCCUCAGAAGUUAAAAAAUAAUUUUGAUAUUGUGGGGCUUUUGAGACCAUUAAACCACCUCUUCUAAUGGGAUUAUACCACUUUUUCAGGUUAUCUAGUACCAAAUGAAGUCUAUGCCUAUGCUGCAGCUGUCUAAACUUUAUCAGAAUGAAAUGGAAAUGGCUUACAUCAUUGAAACGUGAUUUCAGAGAUGCUUGCUGUUAGUCAGUAUUUGCAUAUUUUUGCAGCUCUCAAAAGCAGUGAAAGCAGCGUUGUAGUUUUUGUGGAGAGGAAGGUACUGGCUGAGAUAAAAUACAGGCCUGUAGUUUCUUUGACAUCCAAGUAUCGCUGUGUUAUGUGUUAACAAACAAGUGCAGAAGUUACAAAUGAUGCUUACAUUUCCUGUGUUUCUUUCUAUUUAAUAGUGGCUGUUUUUUUCAGAGAUGGUACUGAAUCAACUGGGGUUGUAAAAUGAAGGCAGAAAAUUCCUAGGUAACAAUUACAAUCUAACUUUCUCUGAAUGGGAUUAAUAUUACUGCAAUACAUCACAACUUAGGUCAAGUACCACAUCUCUAAUCCCAGUGCAGUUCAAUGUGAGCAGAACAACUGAAAUGACUGCAAGACACCCCUCUUCUGACAUUUCCAAAGCCGCCUUUGUCUUGCUUUUUCCUUCCCCUUGCCUUUGUGCUGCUGAGUUUUACUCUGCCCAUUAUAUCUCUUCUUUCAGGGUCGAAAGUGGUUGGGAAGGCUGGAGUUGGAGGUGAGAAGAUGCUGUUUUCUCCUAGCAGCUGGUGCUGCAAGCAAAGGGAAACCUACAGUUCUCAUGCUGUUGCAUAGGCCAGCUCAUAUGCUCUUAGCCUACAACUCUCCAGAGGCACUGCUGCUCGCUGCAGAGCUUUUCACAGAGCCAUUUUUCCCUCUGAGGGUGAAGAACACCAGUACAGGACUUGGAAAUUCUGACCCCUGUGAUGGGGGGGUCCAGGGGGCCUUCUAAUGUCCAGUGCGAGGAAGGAGGGUUUACUGUACUUCCAUCUUGCCUUAAAUUACAGAAAUUCACAGUGCUAAAUGUCCCAGUGUUUUUGUGGGAGCGUUUUAUGUAUUCACAGGCUGACUUAACAAUAAUAGUACACACGAAAAUGAUGCAAUUUAGGAACCCCGUCUGUAGUGUGCCGCUUUUGAAAUGGCUAUAACAUUUGAAAAAUUUGAUACGUUUCAAGAAAAGACUAGAAACAGCAGUCAUUUUUAGCCACUCUUGAAGUCCUCUUAGAAUUGGAUUCAUCUUUUGCUUUGUGCAUUUUUGGCUAAUUACAUGAAUGCAUGGUUUUUGUUAUUGUUGUUUCUUCCUCUAAGAGGAGUGCUCUUGCCAAUGGUCAGCUCUUUUUUUUAGUAAGUACAUUUUUAUAAUUUUUUUUUCCUGUUUUGUAAUACAGAAGUAGUUUCUAAAAGUCUUAACAAUGAUUUGUGAGUAUUGACUUUUAAGAUAACACAUCCUUAUACAAAGAGAUCUGUUGAAAUCUGUAAGCUCACUGUAACUACACUUAAGGUAGCUUUUGAAAAGAAACUUGAAAUAUAUAUUUAAAAAAAGAAAAAAAAUCAUCGUGCAUACUUUUUCAUUCAUGGUCAUGUUUUAUUUCUGAUAGGAGAUGCCUGCCAUCUGUUGACACUUGAAAAACCUCUUCUUGUUGAAUUGUGAGAUUAUGACCCCUUCCAUAAUUACAUUUGCCUACAUGUAUUUCGAUGUAAUGCAUAUUUAUUUGUUUCCUGAAUGUAAAAAGAGUUAAAGCAGUGGGAAGACUUGGGGAGGAAAGAUACACAGAAUGACACACUGGGCCCGGCAGUUGUGAUGAAUGCAUGGCAGAAACUUAGAUUGUCAUCUUUGUUGUGUUGACAACUUAUACCAGGGUGUAAUUCAUUUGGUGUAAUCAAAAACAAUGUUUUAUGGAAAAGUAAGAAACAGCUUCGUCUCUGAUUGUACCAUGAAGCAUGCAGUGGGAUCUGGGGGAGUGAUGGAUAAACCAGAGGGGUGUGCUGCCAUCCAGAGAGACUUGGACAAGCUGGAGAAGAACCUCGUAGAGUUCAACAAGGGGAAGUGGUGAAGUCCCGCACCUGGAGAGAAAUGGCCCCAGGAACCAGUCCUGCUUGAGGCCACCCAACUGGAAGGCAGCUAUGCAGACAAGUGUCUGGUGGUCUUGGUGGACACCAAGAUAAACGUGAUCCAGCAGAGUGACCUUGCAGAGACCAAAGAUGCUAACAAGAAAGAUUAAGCUCUGGGACAUUAAUGCCCAUAUAACCUGUCGUCUGUGCAAUGGAUACCUGAUUGAUGCUACCACUGUAACAGAAUGCUUACAUACAUUCUGUAGAAGCUGCCUGGUGAAAUAUUUGGAAGAAAACAACACCUGUCCGACGUGCAGAAUUGUUAUACACCAGAGCCACCCAUUGCAGUAUAUUGGUCAUGACAGAACAAUGCAAGAUAUUGUUUACAAACUUGUGCCAGGCCUCCAAGAAGCGGAAAUGAAAAAGCAAAGGGAAUUUUAUCACAAACUGGGCAUGGAAGUUCCAGGAGACGUAAAAGGAGAGACAUGUUCUGCAAAGCAGCAUCUGGAUUCCCAUCGGAACGGUGAAACUAAAACAGAUGAAAAUGCAAACAAAGAAACUUCUGAGGAAAAACAGGAAGAAGAUAAUGACUACCACCGAAGUGAUGAACAGGUAAGCAUCUGCUUGGAAUGCAAUAGCAGCAAAUUACGUGGAUUAAAACGAAAAUGGAUUCGCUGUUCAGCACAAGCAACAGUCCUGCAUCUAAAGAAGUUCAUUGCCAAAAAGCUAAACCUUUCUUCUUUUAAUGAGCUGGACAUAUUAUGCAAUGAAGAGAUUCUUGGCAAGGACCACACGCUCAAGUUUGUAGUUGUUACAAGAUGGAGAUUUAAGAAAGCACCUCUACUGCUACAUUACAGACCCAAAAUGGACUUGCUGUAAGAGAACUUUAUUGUCCUUCUGGACAGAGUUUUUUGCAGAGACUAUCAUCUGGCACCUUCUUAGUGCAUCACUAAUCACAUGAUACGAAUCAGCCGAAUAAUUUUGGAAGACUGUAGUGCUUUCAUAGCUGACUGUCCUUCUGAAUAUUUCUCCUGGGGAUGUGUUAUCUGGAUUUCUGGACAGAAAAUAUUUAUACUUAUUUUAUAUGAAAGAAAGAGAUCGAAACUCAGCAAGACACUACCAGCACUAAGUUUAUAGAUAUUGAAAACACUUCACAGUUCCAUGUAGCUCAGCCUGACUCAUCUCUUACAGUUACACAGAAAUAAGUUAGAAUGUUGUGGGGUGAUUUUAAAAUGUUGCUUUUGACACCAAGUUGCAUUUAGUUACUUUUCACAUUCUGAAUAUUUAAAAAUAUAUUUUUGCAAAGUGUUCUUGUCUUAUAUAGUAUGCCUGAUUGCAUUGGCUUUAAUCAAGUUCUGUAGGUCAUUGAACAUAACUAAUGAUAUAGUGACUGGUGAUAUUUAUUAUGCUGCAUUGAAAACUUUUGAAAAUCUGGGAAAACGAUGGGUUUGUUUGUUUUAUCCAGUUGUUGCUCUCCCUCGGUUUCUGUUUUAGUAAAGUUUUAAUGCCCUUUUUGCAUGGUGAUUUGGUAAGAUUAAUAGUAAUCUCUGCAGCUGAUUUUAACGUGCCCUGAUAUUUUGCUGUGGCAUAUAUUGCACCACAUAAUGACAAAUACUCAAAAGUGCUAGAUUUAUGAACUUUAAAUAUAUAUAAAUAUAUAUAUAUAAAUAUUUCUUAUGUAGCUGUGGCUUGCAGAAAUCAGUUUUUACUGUAAAGAGAAUUUAUUCUCACUGGCUAAUGAAACACUGGCUCUUAGACAACAUUGGGUGUUACUGCACAAUUUUUACUGAUUAAAAAUUCCUCUGUGAAGUAGGAGCAGCUUUAUAUUUUAGUUAACAGCUUUAUAUUUUCUUCACCUGUUUUCUUAGGAAACUGUACUGUUUUCUUUAGCACAGUUACUUGCUGUUUUGGGGGGUCAGACAAGAUUAUUUUCAUAUCUUCUGGCCUUAAUUGAUAACAGUACUUGCAUCAACCCCAAUGGAUGCAAGGUAACAUACAUGCCAUGUAUGUGUGUACAUAUAUAUACACACAUACAACUGUUUAUGUUAUGGAAUGCACCCUCAAUAGCACUUAGCAGUGUUCACUGCAUCAUUUGUAAGGCUUUUUGAAAUUGUCACCUUUUUAAAAACAGAGUUGAAAGUGAUUUCUGCAAGCUGUAUACUGUAUAGCACAUAUAGUACAGAUAUAAGAGCAUUUGGCUGCCAGCGUGUCAAGUUACCUAGAAUUCCAAACAUACUGUUAAUAUCUGGAAACAGUUAAGCUUCUGACUUUUGGAAGGGUUUUCCAAUCAACUGAAAAUGCUAGCUGCUAUACAUAUUAUUUUUUAUAAACUGCCUUUGGAUAAGAAAGUGAGCUUGCUUGUAACUGCCCUGCUUUGUCUGUCUGUGCUCAUUCCUGUCUUCAGCAACAAAGUAUUAUUUAUUACUGAUAACAGGAAGCUGAUAGUGCAAGAGCUUUAUCUAAGCAUUUUAAUUCAUAUUCUUCUUCUUGAGCUUUUAGAACACCACGUUCCUUAGCAUAUCUCCUGCACUUUCAUUCUUUGGAGUCUUCAGCCCUCCUUUCUUAGCUGUGCUGCUGCAGAAGGAUGCUCCAAUUUCUGUUUCUCUUUGCAAAGAUAAAAUAUCUUUCUCAUUUUUAUUUAUAGUCACGGAUGUGAAUGGGAAAUAAAUCAAAAGUUAUGCAGGCAGAGAAAGAAAGGGAGCCUAUUGAAAUACGGGGAUAUAAAGAAGACGCAAACGCUAAAAGAAGCUGCAAAUGUGAGGGCAGAUGGUAGGUAGAUUGGAAUGCUUGCAUUAGGCAGAACUCCACAUCCAGGCCUUUUGUGUGGGUGUGCAUGCACCUAUGAGCACUGGAAUCAGAACUUGGCUCCAGUUUUGUUCUACUGUUUUCAGCUCAUAUGUGUUUCAGCUUUUACCUUUGGUUAACAUUAAUUGGCAGAUGAGAUCAUGAGCCUAUCUUUUUAUAAACUUUAAUGAAAACAGUGAAUACAGGUGUUACAAAUGCAUAUGCAUAUUGACAUACUGGGCCCUUCUGGAGCUGUUCAUGCUGUUAGUAUUCCAGUGUAAAUAAGGGACUGGCUGUAAGUAGUGAGACACUGAGAGUACAAACAGGGGCUAUAAAUGGGCCACUCUCUGGACCUGACAUAGACGUAGGGUUAAAGCUCCCAGAGAGUAUGUUGAUAAGGUGGUUUUUGUGUGUUUGUGUGGAUACAUACGCACUAACCCACAAUCUUUACGUAUGUACAUGCUUCCUGUGUGAGGUCUGCCUACCUCAGAAGGAGCGUACCGCAGAAACCUUUUGUCCAUCCAGACGCUGAAGCAGAGCUUAUAAAGCAUGCUAGGAUUUUAGCUCUUUUCACUGCAGUUGUACAGCUGAGAACUCAGUUGCAAACAAGCACAUUCAGAAGCCUUUCAAGUCUUUCUCUUGCUGUAAUUAUCUGCAGUACAAAACAUGUAUUUGGAAGUUUGUAGCUUUCUUUAGAAUCACUUGAAUAUAUAAUGGUGCUACCAGUACAUUGAAAAUUCUGUUGUUAACUAUAUAGAUAGGUAAACUCAAGGCAGUAUUAAUACCUACAAAUGCUUUUGUUUUGUUUUGUUUGUUUCCUCAUUUGUGUGCAACUGCUUUUGCAAUGUGUUUAAUUUGAUAAAGCCUCAUCAGUAAAAAGAAAAGGAAAAAAAAAGAGAAAUCCCAGUUAUUUUUCUAAGUCGUAUGUCAUAGCAUCAUUGCUAUAGAUAUUCUUUCCCUCAGGAGGGGUUGGGAUUGUGUCUGGACCAUAUAUUUAUUUACUCUCGCCUUACUAGAGGACUACAAUGCAAUUGAAUUGAACUGAGAGGGAGGCCUCCUUUGGGUCAGACUCUGUUUCACUUCUGUGAAGCUUAAGAGACAGUUAAUUUAUAUCAAGAUUAUAUAGUAGCCCUGGCUCUGUUCGAACUUGAACUGCAAGUUGGACUCAGCAUAGAUAUCUCUCUGUCCUAGUGAGAUCAUACUCAGUUUAUUUGGAUUUUGUCAAGACGGCGCUACUGUGAAGUAGUUUUCACAAUUGCUUACGCUGGUAAAUAAUUGCAGUAAAGAAGUAUCUUGUUACAUUAUCCUCAGCAGCAAUGAGACUGAUGAAUCACCCAGGCUCAGAGUCUCAUUAAAUAUAGUUUCAUUAAAAACAGAGAAUUCAGAUAGAAUAUAUGAUAUUAAAGUUAAAUAAGAUUUGGGGUGUUAAAAGUUAACUCUAUAAAAUUAUUUAUUCUAUUUUAAGCCUUCUGUCUUAUUUUGCCAUCCAAGUAUUUUUGGUUUCAAUGGUCCAACCUUAUGUACGGGCAUAUAAAAUGAAAUUGUAAGAUGUUUUUACAAGCUUCUUCCUUUUACAUUGAGUUUAAUUAGCUUUUAUUUGUAUGUUUUUGUUUUGUGUGGAUAAAGAACAUUACUUAUGUUUUUGUGCAAUAGGUUUGAAACAUGCAUUUAUUAGGCAUAUGUUUAAAUUGUAAAUGUAGCAUCUACUUACCGUUAAAAAGGAACGUAGAUGGAGUUUUUGAUUUGUUCAAACGAGGUUUUAUUUGGGACUGUUAUCUGGGAAGGUUGUUUUUUGAUUUGUUCUUUAUUUUAAGAGUGAAAUGUGGGAUUUAAAUUUGUGUAAGUACAAGAACUAUCUGUCAGCAAUAUUCUAAAAUAAAUGAUCUUGCAAGAAAUCUUAAUGUGAACUGUGGAAGCAAUCGGCAAGACUUGCAGCCUAUCUGAAAAUGUUUUGUGCCACUGUUACGUCUGGUAUCUUUGUGUACCAUCAAAUCUGAAAAUAUUUAUUUAUUAUUUUUGGUUGUGCAAUAGUGUACACAACACUAUCUUCUCUGGGGAUAUGGGACCAUAAAAAAUAUCAGACUACAACUAUGAUGGUGCUAUUCUUUCCAAUAGGCUAUGAGCCUUUGAUGGCUUAUCUGGCUGUGUUGUCUUCAUAACAACAUAAUUAGUUGAAGGAGAUUGAUUUUUUUAUUAUUAUUAUUAUUUUUUUCCUACUGGAUGGUAAAUGUAACCAUACAACUAGCCUAUUUUACAACAUGAUGCAUCUUACCAUUGAGCUGAAUAUAAUAGGAAAAAGCCAACCAGUCUGUACAUCAGCAGGUGAAUCUUAGUAACCUUGUAGUCUCAACGAUACUUAAGAUGCAUUUUGUUCAGAAGGCUGGACUGUACAGAAAAAUCUAGUUUCUCUACUUCCUCAGGUGAUCACUUCAGUUUGGAUAUUUCACUGGAGAUGCUAAUGCUUCAGUUCCUUUGCAUAAGGUUGAUAACAGGAGAAAAAUAUUGUCCUAUGCACCAGAAUCUGUGCGUAAGAUAUAAUUAACUGUAACUGAGAGGUCUUGGCAUCUGUUGCUGAAGUAAAAACCUAUAGAGAGAACAUUAAGGAAGAUGGGAACAAUGCUUCAGUCUCUGCUUUCAUGAAAACUUGCAAUCAGUACAAACACUUUCUAGAAACUUGCUUUCUGUGGCAAGCUGACAGUAAUAUUUUACCAUGGAUUUAUGAUUUAUUUAUAUACAAAUUAAAGCUCCAGUCUUGCUAUUUGAUCUAUGUUUGAUCUGUGGAGCUUCCUGAAAAUCUUUCAAAGCCACAGUGACCUACCCAGUUGAGUGGUAAGGUGGGAACUAAAUGUCCUGUUCCAUGAGUGCUUAUAUUGAUAACUUUGCAAAUAGCCUGAAUGAUUCUGCAGAAACCAGAGGGUUUGUUCAGGUGAUGGUAGGUGUGGCUGGAGGAUGGAGUCCUGAGUUUUAAAGGCUGGAAUAAUGUUCCAGUAUUAUUAAUUUUUAUUCGAAACUGAAAACAUUGGUUUACUAGAAUCUUGAAUCCAAGUUACUUAUUCGAAGAAAGGAGAGUUUGUUCUUUCCUUCUGCAACAAGAUUAUUUUACAGUUGAGGGACAAUAAGCCAGUGCAACCACUAAGCCUUUAUUCUCUCAUGUGGCAUAAUAAAGAUACUGAAACUGUCACAAUGUAAAACCAUAUUUUUGGCUUAGCUUCAUUUGAAAGUUUACAAUUUUUUAUGCUUUGUGUUGCUGUGUAAUUUUUGUACUAUUGGUGGCUAGUUUUGUCUGAAUAAGCCUUUUUGGAUUAUUGCUUAAUGUUUUGAUUUUAUGAUAGUGAAGCUUGUAUUCAGUGUUUUGCCAAUUAAUAUUAUAUGCUUGUUAAUAAAAGCAGAGAAACUAACUGAAAUCCUGUCAAGCUGGAAGUUAUUGUCCCAUUUUUUCCUUCAAGAACAUAAGGAACUAGUCAGCCUAAUAUCAUGGCACUGACCAACCCAGCAUGACUGAAACAAUAAUGUUGUGGCAUGACAUGGUCACAGUCAAUAUGUCUAUAACCCAUUUUGCUCAAAACAAACAAAAGCAUGGCCUGAAGUAUUACCCCACUGCUCAGAGCAGUGAUGUGCCUGUGACAAACGUAUGGCGUAUAACUGCCAGCUAGGAAAUGAAAUGGCUUCAGCUGCAUGCAGGAAAAACAUAGUUACCCUGAUGUCUAUAUGUAUUUGUAGAUAGAAAUGUACUUAUGAGAACUGUGUGUUGCUUUCAGUCUGACUUUACCUUAUGAUGCUGAUGCACAAGGGCAGACUGCAGCAUUCUAGAUGAAAGAUUUGACAUGACUAAGUGUCACAUGUCAAAUUACAAAGAAUAUCCAUGCAUAUUAGAUUUUAAUUUGGGGAUGUCACACUUGUGUCACCUUUUCUUUGCAAGCUGCUAGGAAGAAAGUUCUCUUGCCUAUAGGAAACUUACUAUGACCCAAAUAUGCUUUGCCUUUGAAAAAAUUGAUCUGUUGUGGUAUUUGGCAAAUAUUGGUGCUUGCCAUCUUGGUAAAUUCAUGAGCUUUUUUUUUUCCAAGAUCCUUGAGAUUUGUUUAAAUUCCUGACCAGAGCAUAGAUGCAGAGUUUUCUUUUUAGCUGAAAUUAAUUAAAAUACCUAGACCAGAUACUGCAUUAAGUGGGAAAGCAGUAUUUAAGUUCCUUGCAGUAUCUCUUCGCAGUAAUGCAAAUACAUAGCUUGUGUACUGCUGUCUACAUAUUGAGAGAACCAGAAGGGCUUUCUUUUUUUUGCUAUUGGCUUGUAUGCAAUUGCCAGCAACUGUGGGCUGGUUCGAAGUUAAAGGUUCUUACACAUAGCUCAUACUUGCACUGAUAGUACCAAUAUAUAAUUGCUCUGAGGAAAUCGGCCAUUUGCCACUGCUUUAGCUUCAUGUAAACACCCUCGUGAGACACUCACCUUAGAAGGGUCCCUUUGCCUAUAUGUAGUCACUUAAAAGUAGGGAAAUGUUAGCACUAAUUCUUCCUGAGCAAGCAUUAUUUCUUGUAGAUCCUCCAUGGUCUCAUUUUCUGUGAUUCUAACAGUUCCCUGUACUUCAUACUCUUGGUUGCUCUCAUCUAUCAGUGAACGAACCUGUGAUGGCCUGGUUUAGCCUGCUUCCUCCCUUCUUACAUUUUCAGCAGCUAUUCCAGGAGUGCAGAGGUGAUGUGCUAGAACAGAGGGCUUCUAUUUCAUGCCAGUGUGAUUACAGAUUUUCUGACCUCUGUGUACACUGGAGUAGCUAGGAAAGGAAAACCUCUGCUUCUCUUACACAAGCAGAAGCUUAUAGCAGCGUAACACUGCACACAAGUUGUGGUCUCUUUCUUUGGCAUCUGUGUCAUGGAGAAAUUGCUCAGGUUUACAUGGGGAUUAACUUAACGUGUAUACCUCACUUAAGGAAUGAUUAAAGCAAUGCCAUCAGCAUCUGUUGUACAUGUGACUUUUGAAAUACUUGUUGCAAAAAUUGUUUUAGAAGUCAAUGUUUCAUAUUGUUCCAUGUAAAAUAUACUUGUAGUAAUUCAAAAUGUUCUCUGGCUUUGGUUUGGACAUAAAAAAAAAAUAAAUUAUUUGACUUUUAA